Ruditapes philippinarum (Manila clam) is the source of this 1353-nucleotide messenger RNA. RefSeq names its product selenocysteine lyase-like. NCBI's taxonomy places the organism in Eukaryota, Metazoa, Mollusca, Bivalvia, Venerida, Veneridae. The transcript has 12 exons. Bases 132 to 1286 code for a protein of 384 amino acids. The record is from RefSeq and is a predicted model, not a curated record.
GGAUAACGUUAAACAUGAAUUAGUGUGUAUCAAUGUUGUAAUUUAGUACUCUACAACCUACUUACACAAUACUCUUUUAUUUGGAGAUUUUCCGCGAGAACGUGUCAAAGUAGAAACAUAAUUUGAGAAACAUGGAUGGUGUGAUAUAUCUAGAUUACAAUGCUACAACUCCUCUUGAACCAGAAGUGGUUGAGAGUAUACAAGAUGCAUUGAAAAGUGCCUGGGGAAAUCCAAGCAGCUCACACCAUGCUGGAAAGAGUGCAAAAGCUUUGAUAGAUCAAGCAAGAGAAAAUGUUGCAAGAAUGCUGGGUGCCAAAUCAUCAGAUAUUGUCUUUACAUCAGGGGGCACAGAGGCAGACAAUAUGAUACUUCAAACAGCUGUAGAAUACUUUCACAAGGUGUGCACGAAAUCACGUACCCCAAGUAGAGAUCAUGCAAAACCUUUGCCACAUAUCAUAUCAUCACAUAUGGAGCACCCAGCUGUAAAUGUUAUGCUACAACAUCUGCAAGAUACAAGUCAAGCAGAAAUAAGCUAUGUACCACUGUGCAAGGUCACUGGAAGGUUAGAGGUCAAGGAUGUUUUGGCUGCCAUAAGGUCAAACACAAUCAUGGUUACAGUGAUGCUUGCAAACAAUGAGACAGGAAUUAUCCAGCCUGUAAAAGAAAUCAAUGAUGCUAUAAAGGCAUUAACAAGACAUCCAGGUGAAACAGAGAGAAUUUUUGUCCACACAGACGCUGCACAAGCUAUUGGCAAGAUUCCUGUAGACGUCCACGAACUUGGAGUAGACUAUCUCACUGUGGUUGGUCAUAAGGUAAGAUUAGUUUUUGCUCGGCUGUUAUAUUUGACUGAAAACACAGGAAUGAUUGCUGGUCUUGGAAAGGCUUGUGAAUUAGUGACGAAAAACCUGGCUAUGUAUCAACAACAGAUGGAAGAAUGUAGGGAUUAUUUGGAGACCAAACUACAUGAGACAUUUCCAGGGCAGCUUCAUUUCAAUGGCAAAUUGCCUGGCAGCACCAGACUACCUAACACCUGUAAUGUUUCUAUUCUUGGGGAUAAGUUGCAAGGUCAUAAUGUUUUAGCAAGGUGUCAAAGACUACAGGCCAGUGUAGGUGCAGCAUGUCAUGCACAAAAUAGACCAUCAUCUAUAUUAUUGGCUACAGGCAUUCCAGAGAGUAUUGCCAGAAAUGCUUUAAGACUUUCACUGGGCAGAAGUACAACAAAGGCAGACGUAGAUAUUGUAAUAGAAGAUUUACACCAAGCUGUGCUAGCCCUAAAUAACUCAUAGUGAUAAGAUAUAAUAUUUGUAAAAUUUUAGGUCAAGGAAAAAAUGAACUUGAGGCCGGGAAAGUGUU